Messenger RNA from Hyalella azteca, 1706 nucleotides. RefSeq names its product ubiquitin-conjugating enzyme E2 H (gene UbcE2H). Lineage: Eukaryota; Metazoa; Arthropoda; Malacostraca; Amphipoda; Hyalellidae. Bases 121 to 486 code for a protein of 121 amino acids. Gene Ontology annotation, molecular function: ubiquitin conjugating enzyme activity. The transcript has 4 exons. Gene Ontology annotation, biological process: ubiquitin-dependent protein catabolic process; protein polyubiquitination. Gene Ontology annotation, cellular component: nucleus. The record is from RefSeq and is a predicted model, not a curated record.
UUGGUUGAGGUCGUGUCUUUGUCAACGGACAGGAACUACAGCUAAGGAGGCAGGUGCGAAGUCGUUGCUCCUCUCUUUAUACAGCAUUUCGUGAGGAUCUGGCAUCCUAAACGUCCUGAAAUGUCGUCACCCAGUGCAGGAAAGCGUCGUAUGGACACCGAUAUCAUAAAAUUGAUAGAGAAGAAAUAUGAGGUCACGAUGCUUGCCGGCCUCAACGAGUUCUGUGUCAAAUUUUAUGGACCAAAGCAAACUCCAUACGAGGGCGGCGUGUGGAAAGUGCGGGUGCUGUUGCCCGACCACUACCCCUUCAAGUCCCCCUCCAUUGGCUUCAUCAACAAAGUUUUCCACCCAAACAUUGAUGAAGUCUCGGGCACCGUGUGCCUUGAUGUCAUCAACCAGGCCUGGACCGCUUUAUAUGACGACACGAGCAGCGAGUCCUCCCUCACCGACUUCUCUGAAGACGAGGCGCAGGACAUGGAGCUGUAGGGCGGCGCCCUGCGUGAGGGCCGUCUGUAGGGCGGCGCCCUUUGUGGGAGCCUUCUUUAGGGCGACGCCCUUCGUGCAAGCCUCUUGUAGGGCGACGCCCUUUGUGGGGGCCUUCUGUAGGGCGGCGCCCUUUGUGAGAGCCUUCUUUAGGGCGGCACUCUUUGUGGGGGCCGUCUGUAGGGUGACGCCCUUUGUGCAAACCUCUUGUAGGGCGACGCCCUGCGUGAGGACCUUCUUUUAUAAGAACACUGCGUGAAUGACGCCCUUUGUGUACGAUCUAAUGUGUGUGGUGCCCUCUGUGUAGGUCUUGUUUUGCUUGACGCCCUCUGUGUAUUGACCGUCUGCGGGUGGCGCCCUUUGUACAUGAAAUUAUUAUGUGUGGCGUCUGGUGUGUGGGCAGCGCCCUUUGUUGCAGCGCCCUUUGUGUAGGGACAUGUUCUGGGUGGCGCCCCUGGAUAGACACCUGUUGUAUGCAGCGCCCUUUGAAUGUGACCCAUUGUGAUCAGCGCCCUUUGCUUAGGACUUGUUUGGCUGCGCCUAUCUUGUGUGGCGCCCUUUGUGUGUGUGCCUGUCGUGAGACGGCGCCCUUUGUGUGUGUGCCUAUCGUGGGGCGGCGCCCUUUGUGUGUGUGCCUGUCGUGAGGCGGCGCCCUUUGUGUGUGUGCCUGUCGUGAGGCGGCGCCCUUUGUGUGUGUGCCUAUCGUGAGACGGCGCCCUUUGUGUGUGUGCCUAUCGUGGGGCGGCGCCCUUUGUGUGUGUGCCUAUCGUGAGGCGGCGCCCUUCGUGUGUGUGCCUGUCGUGAGGCGGCGCCCUUCGUGUGUGUGCCUAUCGUGAGGCGGCGCCCUUCGUGUGUGUGCCUGUCGUGAGGCGGCGCCCUUCGUGUGUGUGCCUAUCGUGAGGCGGCGCCCUUUGUGUGUUCCUAUCGUGAGGCGGCGCCCUUUGUGUGUGUGCCUACCGUGGGGUGGCGCCCUUUGUGUGAGGACUUUUCCUAAGACAGCGCCCUUUUUUGACGAGUUAAAUAAUGCUAUUUUUCCCUUUACUUCACGACGGACGAAGUUCUUGCAAUGCUAUUCCUACCUAAGAUUCAUUUCAUGAAGGUUUAUGUUGUAUGGGAAACUAUAUUAAUCAUAAAGCUGUUAGUAUUCACAAUGAUAUUCUUACCUGAGGAAAAUUAAACCUUUCCUAAUAGUGAUACACAUUUUGUAGGUGCAUUUUGUGAGU